AUGGAGCAUUAUUUUAAGGUGGAGAUAGAGCAACUGAAAAUACGAAAUCGUGGGGUGAAUGAAGGUGGGGAAGGACAUGAGGACCUCGGUAGUCCUCAUAUGAAUGAAGGAGCAGCCGAUGACUUCUCACCUCCACAUGAGUAUGUUAGUCCGCCUACAGAACUAGCAGUAAUGGAAACACAAGUCCCUGCUGAUGGAGCCGAACCUUCCGCAGCCAUGGUAGUCGAAGAGGCAGCAAUGACUGCUUCAGUUGCUGACUUAGAAGUGCAUGAAGCAGCUGAGCAGGCACAAUCCGAGAAGCUGCCUACCCCGGAAGAUGUGGCAGGGUGUGACGAAAUUUGCCAAAGAGUGUUGUUUUUGUUGGAAGAUUGGAAAAAGACUCAGAGUAUGCCAUCGGGAGGUCCAAUGAAUCCUCCAAGUCUACCCACAGUUAGUAUGGCUGGUGAUGAAGAAGGGAGUUUGAGUGUUGAAAAAAAGGAAGUGGAAGGUAAAGGGUGUAGACAGAAGCGCCCGGUGCAGACAUUGUUGAGCCCAUUUACUGAUCCUUUGAGGAAGAAGAGGACGAUGAGUGUGUCGACCGCGAUUGCAACCCCGCCAUGUUUUGAUCCAACAAAACCCGUGCCCAUUGAAGAUGUGAAGGCAAUAAUAGAGUUUUGCACUGCCUGGAAAAACGAUAUCAGUGCGGAGGUGCAGCUGGAAUCAUUUUCAGUGGGCGCAGAUUUUUUCUACAAACUUAUCGAUGACACGGAAUGGGUUAGCUCAAGGCACCUGGACAUGGCAACCUUUCUUAUCCGGAAAAGGCAACUCUCUCAUCCGUUGGUAUUUGGAAUUGACUGGACAACGGCAGAUUAUUGCUUGUAG
Prunus persica (peach) is the source of this 861-nucleotide messenger RNA. RefSeq lists its product as uncharacterized. The record is from RefSeq and is a predicted model, not a curated record. The transcript is spliced from 3 exons. NCBI's taxonomy places the organism in Eukaryota, Viridiplantae, Streptophyta, Magnoliopsida, Rosales, Rosaceae. The coding region runs from base 1 to 861 and encodes 286 amino acids.